AUGAAGAAGACAGGGAAACAGAAGUGCAGAAGACAGAGGAACAGACAAGCAGAAGACAGGGAAACAGAAAGACAGAAGCCAGGGAGGGAGAAGUGCAGAAGACAGGGAAAUAGAAGUGUAGAAGACAGGGGAACAGAAAAGCAGAAGACAAGGAAACAGAAAGGCAGACGACUGGGAAACAGAAUGGCAGAAGAGAGGGAAACAGAAAAGGAAGAAGACAAGGAAACAACAAAGAAGAAGAGGACAGGGAAACAGAAAGGAAAAAGAAGACCGGGGAACAGAAGGGCAGAAGACAGAGAAACAGAAGUUCAGAAGCCAGGGAAAGAGAAAGGCAUAAGACAGGAAAACCGAAAAACAGAAUCCAGGGAGAGAGAAGGGCAAAAGACAGGGAAACAGAAAGGCAGAGGAGAGGGAAACAGAAGUUCAGAAGACAAGGAAAGAGAAAGGCAAAAGACAGGGAAACAGAAAGGCACAAGACAUAGAGACAGAAAGACUACUCAGGGAACCAGAAUGGCAGAGGAGGGGAAGACAGAAAAGGAAGAAGAAAAGGAAACAUCAAGGAAGAAGAAAACCUACGUACAUAUACUGCUCGAGUAA
Messenger RNA from Macrobrachium nipponense, 597 nucleotides. RefSeq lists its product as uncharacterized. Lineage: Eukaryota; Metazoa; Arthropoda; Malacostraca; Decapoda; Palaemonidae. Bases 1 to 597 code for a protein of 198 amino acids. The record is from RefSeq and is a predicted model, not a curated record. The transcript has a single exon.